GUAAACCUGAACAGCGCUGAAGGAGGUGUGCUCAGCAAAGGUGCUGCUGCUGCUACGAGAACUGGCAUAAUUGGUUUAGGUGAUGGUACAUCUGUCGCCGCUAAUCUCUCCGCUGACAACGGUUCACUUAGGCCUAAUUGCGCUUGCUGA
This is a messenger RNA of Protopolystoma xenopodis, 150 nucleotides long. NCBI's taxonomy places the organism in Eukaryota, Metazoa, Platyhelminthes, Monogenea, Polystomatidea, Polystomatidae. The record is from the annotation of a GenBank genome assembly.